Macrobrachium nipponense is the source of this 723-nucleotide messenger RNA. RefSeq lists its product as uncharacterized. The record is from RefSeq and is a predicted model, not a curated record. NCBI's taxonomy places the organism in Eukaryota, Metazoa, Arthropoda, Malacostraca, Decapoda, Palaemonidae. Bases 1 to 723 code for a protein of 240 amino acids. The transcript has 2 exons.
AUGAGGAUGGAUAACGAGGAGGGAGUGAAGAGGGCUUGGGAGGAACCUGUUAGGGGAAGAAGAUCGAGAGGGAGACAGAGAAUUGAAUGUUCCCUUACCACUUCAUUCUGCUUUUUUCUUACUGUACCAUUAACAUCCCAUCUUCCCCAUCUUUCUUCCAUCUCCAACUUGACCUCCUCCUCCUCCUCCACAAACGUCUUUCUACCAUCUCUUCCCUCCACCUCCAACUUGACCUCCUCCUCCUCUUCCUCCACAACCGUCUUUCCUCCCUCUCUUCCUCCCACCUCCAACUUUACCUCCUCCUCCUCCUCCACAACCGUCUUUCCACCAUCUCUUCCCUCCACCUCCAACUUUACCUCCUCCUCAACCGUCUUUCUUCCCUCUCUUCCCCCCUCAAACUUGACCUCCUCCUCCUCCUCCUCCACAACCUAUCUUCCUCCUCCCCCCCACCUCCAACUUGACCUCCUCCUCCUCCACAACCGUCUUUCUUCCCUCUCUUCCUCCCACCAAAUUCCCAUCCUCCUCCUCCUCUUCACUUCACUUCCCUCCUUCUACCUCCUGCUUUACCUUCUCAAUCUUCUUCUUUCACUCCCACACCCUCUUGUACCUCCUCUCCCUCCUCCAACACCACAUUCACUUCCUCUUCUUGCAACUCGCCCUCAACCUCAUGUCCUCUCACCUCCCCCCCUCCAACUCUCCUACUGUUCCUGCUACGUCAUUUAG